This is a messenger RNA of Myotis lucifugus (little brown bat), 1089 nucleotides long. Its product is annotated as ral guanine nucleotide dissociation stimulator-like. NCBI's taxonomy places the organism in Eukaryota, Metazoa, Chordata, Mammalia, Chiroptera, Vespertilionidae. The record is from RefSeq and is a predicted model, not a curated record. Bases 153 to 1037 code for a protein of 294 amino acids. The transcript has 4 exons.
GCAGACAUUUGAUAUUUCCUAAGCCUCUGUGUCCUCAUCUGUAUAACGAGGACGUUUCUUGAGGACUCACAGGGCCCGGGCUCUUCAUUUAAACUAUUCCUACAAGGAGGUUUGUUGAUCCUCAGCUAAAGGGAAGGGGGGAAGGAAAAAACAUGCCGAGAAGGUGUCAAUUGUAUGAACAUGCACGGAACUGCAGUGGCACUUUGAAGACCGAGAACCCUGUCCAGCGGGGCACUCCUGACCCGCCACUUGCACACGUCCUAGUGGGGCUGGGACCUCCCGAGCGAGCUCCAAUCCUCCAUCCUUGUGGGAUUCACGGUCAUGCCGCUGACAUGGAUGUCCUUCCUUCUCCCACCCAGUGUGUAGCUGAGCAAACUGGUAACCUGCAUGAGUCCUGCAGGAUGCGGGCCCUCCAGGAAGGCACCUCGGAGAAGGUGGCCAUGGCCAUGGUACCAGCUUUCCCGGGGGGAAUCAUCCCCCAUGUCUCCACGCUGGCCCUCUCCAGAGCCCAGCGGUUCCUGGACGAGCUUUUCACUAGGUCGUGUCCACCAUCCAUCAGGGCUGAUGCCAUCAGAGCGUUUUCUCCAUCUGGAGGCACCCCUCCUUACAAUGACCGGGGUGACACAGCGCAAGACCAAGUCAUAAAGGCCUUUGCUGCGAUGGUGGGGACCUGGCUGGACCAGGUCCAGGGUUUGGGACAGCCCCUUCCUAUCGCCUGUUUCGAGGCAGAGCAGGCCUUGGUGCCUGUCAACUCCCCUGCCUCACACCUGGUGGGCCACGCCCAAAAUCAAUGGUUGGAGCUGCAGCAUCUGGAGCCCACCGAGGCAACUCCACAAGGUCCACGCCCUGAGCUCCAGAGCACUCCCGAGACAGAGAAAGGGCCCGCUCAGGGGCCAGAGCCUGGUCCAAGGACAGGCCCUGCCCUGGCCUGGCCUCGCCCGAGGCAGUACCUGAAGCCAUUAUGGAGCCACCUACUGGCUGUGCUGGAAGCCUUCUCUCUUGCUGUCAGAAGAGUUCUAGGCGAUUAUCUUAAAUAAUUCAGAGGAAUACAUCCCAACUGUACAUUUUCAAUAGUAAAUAAUGAUAAUU